AUUCCUAGAAGAAUAUUCCAAGUGACAAGUGCGAAAAAGGUGUAAAUUUGAUUAAAUCACCGUCAAAUAAUCCUCUCGGAAAAUGAAGACUAUUGAAGAGAUUAAAUUGGAGUAUCCAUUGCAUUGGCACGUUUGGCAAAACAGUCUGGAUGAGCUAAAAGAGAUCCUAAGGAAUGCAAAAAUUGAUAAAGAAAAAGUUGAUCCGCGGGGACGUACGCCACUCAUGUUGGCGGUCAAGUUGGGACACAUACAAUGUGUCAAAUGCUUAUUAGCAGCAAAAUGCAAUGCCACAUAUGAGUAUGAGGGUUGGUCAAUUGUCCAGGAAGCUGUAUGUACGGGUAAUGAAGAUAUACUAACUGCCAUUUUGGAGGUACGUGAUCUGCAACGUCAUGUUCAGAGAGUAACACAUGUUCCAAAGUUAUUGCAGCAUUUGUUGGAUGCUCCUGAUUUUUAUAUUGAAAUGAAAUGGGAGUUUACAUCUUGGGUUCCUUUAAUGUCUCGCCUUUGUCCGAGUGAUACAUAUCGCGUGUAUAAGCGUGGAGCUAACGUUCGUAUUGACACAACACUGUUGGGCUUCGAUAACAACACUUGGCAACGAGGGAACCGUUCAUACAUAUUUAAAGGUUCAAAUGACAGUGCCACAAUGAUUGAAGUCGAUCAUGACACACGUGAGGUAAUGGUGGAACAAAUGAACUCAGAAAUUGGUGAUAUUAUAGCCAUUCCACCUCCCAUUGGGGGAGUCAAGGCACGCUUGAAUGCCCCUGUUAUAACUAACAACAUUGAAAUGGAAAAGAUCAGUUUCGAGCGCAACAAAUCGGGCAUUUGGGGAUGGCGCAGUGAAAAGUCAGAAGUUAUAAAUGGUUACACUUGCAAAGUGUAUGGGGCCAGUAAUGUUGAAUUCAUAACAAAAACACGCAUGGAUCAUUUAUCGGAUGAACAAAUCAAGGCCAAAACAUCGAGAACACCAUUCCAUAACUUUUUGGGUUUAGCCGAAGAAGAAUACAUUUCUAGUCCAGAUUUGGCCAGUUUAAGGGAAAGGGCCCCAACACCUCAUACCGAGGAACACAAUGAAAAUGGUGAUGAAGCCUCAAACAGCAAUAGUUCCAAUAACUCUGGUUCCAGUUCACCCAAAACGAUAAUAACACCUCAAGAAUAUUUUACAGCUGAUUUAGAUUUAGGUGGUCGUGAUAUUGGGCGACCUAAAAAACUUAAUACCAAGAUUCAACGUUUUAAAGCGAAUCUAUGGUUAUGUGAAGAUUAUCCCAUGCGUUUGCAAGAACAAGUUCUUCCUAUAUUAGAUCUUAUGUCCACAAUGGCCAGUCCUCAUGUAUCCAAAUUAAAAGACUUUAUUACAAUGCAACUGCCUUCCGGUUUUCCAGUUAAAAUUGAGAUCCCCCUAUUCCAUGUGCUUAAUGCCUGCAUAACAUUUGGCAAUGUGUUUGGCAUGACCACCCCAGUGGAUAAUGUUACAACGAUAAAUGAAGAUGAUCGUGUAACGUGCAUAGUCGAUGAUUGUUGUUUCAAUGAACCCCUUCAUUAUACCAAAAAAGGUGCAGACUCCAGACGCCAAAUGCCCCUAGACGAAGACGAUAUGCUGCAAUACGCCAUUGAACAAAGUUUGGUGGAAACUUCGGGCGGCGCCUGCAGCAUCAAUGUGCAUAAUAUGGAAAGUUCCUCGGAUAAAGUUGAUAUAUGGGAAGCUCUAAGAGGUCAAGGUGUAGGAGCCGAAGACGAAGAAGAUGAGCAACUUCAAAGAGUCCUGCAGGAAUCUCUGUGUGCGGUCAAUGCGGCGAAUUCCCCAGCCGCCUCGGACGAUGACGAUGGCGGCUUUAAAUAUAUCGAUCCAGAUUUGGCUCUGGCUCUGCGACUUAGUCAGCAAGAUCAACAGCAAUAUGAAUUGGAACGUAAGCGUGAACAGGAAAUGAUUGAGCAAGCUUUAAAAUUAAGUUUACAAGAACAUUAGAUUAAGUCGAUCUCAGUGGAUCAUACUAUGAAACAUGUCCCCCCUCCCCCCCAAACUUUUUACGUUUAUUGUUUCCUUUGAAUUGCGGUAACUCCAUUGUAAUUGAGGUUGUUUCAUUAAUAUCAUCUUAUAUAAAAAUUUUAAUAUAUGUAUAUUUUUUAAAAAUAUACAAAGUCUUUAUAUUUCUCAACAAUUGUAAAGAUUAUUUGUAUGUUAUGUUGUAUGUUUACUUUUUUUUGUCCCCCAUCCCCUGCCCCUAGUAAUAUGUAUGUAUGUAUACAUAGAGAGUAUGCCAAAAUUCGUAUUUUUUUAUUUAUAAUUUGUCUUUGUUAACUCGUCUUUGUUUUUUUUAUAGUCUAUAUAUUUAAAAAUAAUUAAAAUCUAAUAAACUUUUGUAUACUUAGUUGAUAAAGAGUACAUAGAUACAUUUGUAUAUGGAUUUAAACAUAUGCAUAUCUAUUUAAACACACACACACACUUAUACCGAAUAUUGAACACACCACUUUCUCACCAACUCACAGACACAUACACACACACACUAUUCGCCUAUGAAACUGUAACAUCUGAGAAAAAAAGAAAAUCAACUUAAAAAUCUAUUAUCAAUUUUAUUUUAAUUUGUUAUAAACAUUUAUAAUAGAAAUCAAAAAUCAGAAUGAAAAAAAAAAACAAAAACAACAAAUAAAAUCAAGUACCAUUACCAUUAA
Stomoxys calcitrans (stable fly) is the source of this 2667-nucleotide messenger RNA. Its product is annotated as ankyrin repeat domain-containing protein 13D. The transcript has 10 exons. Gene Ontology annotation, cellular component: cytoplasm. Gene Ontology annotation, molecular function: protein binding. Bases 83 to 1963 code for a protein of 626 amino acids. NCBI's taxonomy places the organism in Eukaryota, Metazoa, Arthropoda, Insecta, Diptera, Muscidae. The record is from RefSeq and is a predicted model, not a curated record.